AUGGCCAAGAAGAACUCCUGGACCACCGUCUCCCGCGCCAGCACCAAACCCCUCUCCACUCCUACUCCUACUCCUUCCCCUUCCCCCUCUCCUCCCCCAGCCAAAGCUAAAGUCGAAGAAGCCGAAUCCAUCCGACCCACCGCUUCCUCCCCCCUCCUCAACCCGAACCCAAAGGACCUCCGUGCAUUCGAGCACGACAGACAACGCGUCAAGAAGGCCGCUGACCUCGCCAAGAUGCGCGCGCGCAAAGCUGGUAUCGUGGACCCCUCUUUUUCUUCUCGAGUGAUCAAGUCCUCGAGGGACUACUACGGCUCCCUGCCUUCGCAGAAGGAGAAACUGUUGAGGGAGGAAGACAUUGAUGCGCUUGAUGGCGUGUUUUCGCCUACGUUGACAUUGCCAUUGAAUGGAACGAAGAAGAGGCGAGAGAGCCUGAUUAGUACGCCUGUCCGAGUCGAGCCUGCGAAGAGGGAAGUCAAGUUGGAGGAAUUGAUUGUUACUACGCCGCAGAAGAAGGCCGCCGGUCGGAAGAUGCGUGAUGGAGACUUUGAAGUAGUACCACACGUCCGGGCCGUCAUCGUCCUAGACGAUUCCGCGGACGUGCACGAUAUGGACGUGGAUGAGGCUUGGGAGCAUGUUACGCUCGACAACGACGAUGAUGAGGCCAGUUCGUCUUCGGACGGUGGGGAGCCUGUGUCGUAUGCCAAGAUUGCAGCUGCUGCGGGUCGCAAGUGA
This is a messenger RNA of Laccaria bicolor S238N-H82, 732 nucleotides long. RefSeq lists its product as uncharacterized. Lineage: Eukaryota; Fungi; Basidiomycota; Agaricomycetes; Agaricales; Hydnangiaceae. Bases 1 to 732 code for a protein of 243 amino acids. The record is from RefSeq and is a predicted model, not a curated record. The transcript is spliced from 2 exons.